AUGUUGUUAGACAGACCACUGCAGCAGGCCAAACGUGACAAUCAUCUCCAGUGGGAUGAAUAUUUCAUGGCUCUCGCCUUCCUCUCCGCUAUGCGGAGCAAAGAUCCUGUCACUCAGGUUGGGGCUUGUAUUGUCGACAGCGAUAACAAAAUUGUCUCCAUGGGUUAUAAUGGAAUGCCUAUUGGGCUAUCGGAUGACGAAUUGCCGUGGACAAAGAGGCAGGAAGAUCCAUUGCAAAACAAAAAUUUCUAUGGCACUAUCAAAGGGUGCAAAAUCUACCUCACUCUCUUCCCCUGUCACGAAUGCGCCAAAGUUAUGAUUCAGUCGGGUAUUAGAGAAGUUAUUUACUUUGACGAGAAGAGGGCUGGCACCCCAUCCUACGAUGCUUCAAAAAUCAUGUUUUUGAAAGCGAACGUGAAACUGACGCUUUACUCCUCCGUCGAGAUGGCAAUAAAGCCAGCUGUUUUAUACUUGAUGCGUCUUCUGAAUCCCAGCUAUCCUCCUGGCAUUCCGAAGGAUCCCAUUAACAAUUUUCACUCAUUCCCAAUAUCACAGGCCUAA
Molecule: messenger RNA, 561 nt
Organism: Echinococcus granulosus
Lineage: Eukaryota; Metazoa; Platyhelminthes; Cestoda; Cyclophyllidea; Taeniidae
Product: Deoxycytidylate deaminase
Exons: 5
Coding region: 1-561 (186 amino acids)
Biological process (GO): dTMP biosynthetic process; dUMP biosynthetic process
Cellular component (GO): cytoplasm
Molecular function (GO): dCMP deaminase activity
Source: RefSeq, a predicted model, not a curated record